Odocoileus virginianus texanus is the source of this 8284-nucleotide messenger RNA. The record is from RefSeq and is a predicted model, not a curated record. NCBI's taxonomy places the organism in Eukaryota, Metazoa, Chordata, Mammalia, Artiodactyla, Cervidae.
CCGGCGGCGAGAGAUGCAUCUUAGCUUCUUCCCGAUCGCGGCGGCAGAGAGGAGACUUGGCUCUCGGGGGAUCCGGGCUGCACUCGCGCCGGACGCGUUGCCUCCCCCCCAGGGCAUGAAACGCCAGUAAACUCGGGUCGGGGCUAUCUCCUUGGCGCAGCUGCUGCGUCCUCCCUCGACCGCCCCUCCCCGGCGCAGAGGGCGGCGUGGAUUUCGGAGUCGGGGUUUCUGCCGCCUCCAGCCCUGUUUGCAUGUGCGGGGCCGCGGCUAGGAGCCUCCGCCCCCCACCCGGUUGUUUUUCGGCGCCUCCCUCUGCUCGGCAGCAUGGCGAGCCCUCCGGAGACGGACGGCUUCUCGGACGUGCGCAAGGUGGGCUACCUGCGCAAACCCAAGAGCAUGCACAAGCGAUUCUUCGUGCUGCGGGCGGCCAGCGAGGCUGGGGGCCCGGCGCGCCUCGAGUACUACGAGAACGAGAAGAAGUGGCGGCACAAGUCGAGCGCCCCCAAACGCUCGAUCCCCCUGGAGAGCUGCUUCAACAUCAACAAGCGGGCGGACUCCAAGAACAAGCACCUGGUGGCCCUCUACACCAGGGACGAGCACUUUGCCAUCGCGGCAGACAGCGAGGCCGAGCAGGACAGCUGGUACCAGGCCCUCCUGCAGCUGCACAACCGUGCCAAGGGCCACCACGACGGGGCCGCGGCGCCUGGGGCCGGAGGCGGCGGGGGCAGCUGCAGUGGCAGCUCCGGCCUCGGGGAGGCCGGGGAGGACUUGAGCUACGGGGACGUGCCCCCAGGACCCGCCUUCAAGGAGGUCUGGCAGGUGAUCCUGAAACCCAAGGGCCUGGGUCAGACAAAGAACCUGAUUGGCAUCUACCGCCUCUGCCUGACCAGCAAGACCAUCAGCUUCGUGAAGCUGAACUCGGAGGCGGCGGCCGUGGUGCUGCAGCUGAUGAACAUCAGGCGCUGCGGCCACUCAGAGAACUUCUUCUUCAUCGAAGUGGGCCGUUCCGCAGUGACGGGCCCGGGGGAGUUCUGGAUGCAGGUGGACGACUCCGUGGUGGCCCAGAACAUGCACGAGACAAUCUUGGAGGCCAUGCGGGCCAUGAGCGAUGAGUUCCGCCCUCGAAGCAAGAGUCAGUCUUCCUCCAACUGCUCCAACCCCAUCAGUGUGCCGCUGCGGAGGCAUCACCUCAACAACCCUCCACCCAGCCAGGUGGGGCUGACCCGCCGCUCGCGCACCGAGAGCAUCACGGCCACCUCCCCGGCCAGCUUGGUGGGCGGGAAGCAGGGCUCCUUCCGCGUGCGUGCCUCCAGUGAUGGCGAAGGCACCAUGUCUCGCCCCGCCUCUGUGGACGGCAGUCCUGUGAGUCCUAGCACCAACAGGACCCACGCCCACCGCCAUCGAGGCAGCUCCCGGCUGCACCCGCCUCUCAACCACAGCCGCUCCAUCCCCAUGCCUUCUUCUCGCUGCUCGCCUUCCGCCACCAGCCCGGUCAGUCUGUCGUCUAGCAGCACGAGUGGCCACGGCUCCACCUCAGACUGCCUCUUCCCGCGGCGGUCUAGUGCUUCUGUGUCUGGUUCCCCCAGUGAUGGCGGCUUCAUCUCCUCCGAUGAGUAUGGCUCCAGUCCCUGCGAUUUCCGAAGUUCUUUCCGCAGCGUCACCCCAGAUUCCCUGGGCCACACCCCGCCUGCCCGGGGUGAGGAGGAGCUAAGCAACUACAUCUGCAUGGGCGGCAAGGGGGCCUCCACCCUCACUGCCCCCAAUGGUAACUACAUUUUGCCCCGGGGUGGCAAUGGUCACCGCUAUGUGCCAGCUGCCGGCUUGGGCACGAGCCCAGCCCUGCCAGGAGAAGAAGCAGCCGGUGUGGCAGAUCUGGAUAAUCGGUUCCGAAAGCGGACUCACUCUGCGGGCACCUCGCCUACCAUUUCCCACCAGAAGACCCCGUCUCAGGCCUCUGUGGCUUCCAUUGAGGAAUACACCGAAAUGAUGCCCACCUACCCACCAGGAGGUGGCAGUGGAGGCCGAGUGCCCAGCUACCGGCACUCCGCCUUCGUGCCCACCCACUCCUACCCAGAGGAGGGUCUGGAAAUGCACCCCUUGGAGCGGCGUGGGGGCCACCACCGCCCAGACACCUCCAGCCUUCACACCGAUGAUGGCUACAUGCCCAUGUCCCCAGGGGUGGCCCCGGUGCCCGGCAGCCGGAAAGGCAGUGGGGACUACAUGCCCAUGAGCCCCAAGAGCGUGUCUGCCCCGCAGCAGAUCAUCAACCCCAUCAGACGCCAUCCCCAGAGAGUGGACCCCAACGGCUACAUGAUGAUGUCCCCAAGCGGCAGCUGCUCUCCUGACAUUGGAGGUGGGCCCAGCAGCGGCGGCAGCAGCAGCGGCGCCGCCCCUUCUGGGAGCAGCUAUGGCAAACUCUGGGCAAAUGGCGUAGGGGGCCACCACUCUCACGCCCUGCCACACCCCAAACUCCCGGUGGAGAGCGGUAGUGGCAAACUCUUGUCUUGUACAGGUGACUAUAUGAACAUGUCGCCCGUCGGGGACUCCAACACCAGCAGCCCCUCCGACUGCUACUAUGGCCCCGAGGACCCCCAGCACAAGCCCGUCCUCUCCUACUACUCAUUGCCAAGGUCCUUUAAGCACACCCAGCGCCCUGGGGAGCUGGAGGAGACCCGGCACCCCCAGCAUCUCCGCCUCUCCUCCAGUUCCGGUCGACUCCUCUACACGGCGGCCGCAGAAGAUUCCUCCUCGUCCACCAGCAGCGACAGCCUGGGCGGGGGAUACUGUGGGGCUCGGCCGGAGCCCGGGCUCCCGCAUCUCCAUCAUCAGGUCCUGCAGGCCCAUCUGCCUCGAAAGGUGGACACAGCUGCCCAGACCAACAACCGCCUGGCUCGGCCCACGAGGCUGUCUCUGGGGGAUCCCAAGGCCAGCACCUUACCUCGGGCCCGAGAGCAGCAGCCCCCACCCCCCUUGCUGCUCCCUCCGGAGCCCAAGAGCCCAGGGGAGUAUGUGAAUAUUGAAUUUGCGAGCGAUCAGCCAGGCUACUUAUCGGGCCCGGUGGUGUCCCACAGCUCGCCUUCCAUCAGGUGUCCGUCCCAGCUCCAGCCAGCUCCCAGAGAGGAGGAGACGGGCGCAGAAGAGUAUAUGAACAUGGACCUGGGGCCAGGCCGGAGGGCCACCUGGCAGGAGAGCGUGGGGGUUCAGCCGGGCAGGGUGGGCCCGGCGCCCCCUGGAGCUGCUAGCGUGUGCAGGCCGACCAGGGCGGUGCCCAGCAGCCGCGGCGACUACAUGACCAUGCAGAUGGGCGGUCCCCGGCAGAACUACGUGGACACCUCACCCGUCGCGCCCAUCAGCUACGCCGACAUGCGGACGGGCGUCGUUGUGGAGGAAGCCAGCCUGCCCGGGGCCACCGCGGCCGCUCCCUCCUCAUCCUCGACGGCCUCUGUUUCCUCCACUGCCCCUCCGGGACCAGGGGAGCUGGCGGCCCGCUCGGCCCUGCUGGGGGGCCCGAGCGCCUUCACGCGGGUGAACCUCAGUCCCAACCGCAACCAGAGUGCCAAAGUGAUCCGUGCCGACCCGCAAGGGUGCAGGAGGCGGCACAGCUCUGAGACCUUCUCCUCGACACCCAGUGCCACUCGGGUGGGCAACACAGUGCCCUUCGGAGCUGGGGCUGCAGUUGGGGGCAGUGGUGGUGGCGGCAGCAGCAGCGCCGAGGAUGUCAAACGCCACAGCUCUGCUUCCUUCGAGAACGUGUGGCUGCGGCCUGGGGAGCUCGGGGGAGCCCCCAAGGAGCUGGCCCAAGUGUGCGGGGCCGCUGGCGGUUUGGAGAAUGGUCUUAACUACAUAGACCUGGAUUUGGUCAAGGACUUCAAACAGCGCCCUCAAGAGUGCCCACCUCAACCGCAGCCUCCUCCACUCCCGGCCCCUCAUCAGCCUCUGGGCAGUAGUCAGAGUGGCCCCACCAGCCGCUCCAGCGAGGAUCUAAGCGCCUAUGCCAGCAUCACUUUCCAGAAGCAGCCAGAGGACCUCCAGUAGCUCAACUGGACAUCACAGCAGAAUGAAGACCUAAAUGACCUCAGCAAAUCCUCCUUUAACUCAUGGGUACCCAGACUCUAAAUAUUUCAUGAUUCACAACCAGGACCUCACAUCUUCCUCCUCAGUAGAUGGUACGAUGCACCCAUUUCAGUUUGUUUACUUUACACAAUCCUCAGGAGUUUGUUGACUGAACUGCACGUUCUAUAUCGUGCCAAGAAAAAAGCACUGUGACCCCAGAACAAUGAGUCUGCAUAAACUUCAUCUUCAACCUUAAGGACUUAGCUGGCCACAUGAGCUGAUGGGCCACCGUGCCACAAGAGAAUGAGUUUACGCUCAUUGCAUUUACAAGACACAUUUCAUCUGCUGCUGAAACCAUGUACGACAGAGCAUCAUUGUAAAUUAUUUCCUUGGAACUGUUCGCGUUGGGUGGAGAGAGUAUUAAAUAUUUAACAUAGGUUUUUGAUUUAUAUGUGUAAUUUUUUUAAUUAAAAUGUAACUUUUCUUACAGCACAUCUUUUUUGGGGGGGAUGUGGAACUGAGGUAUACAGUGUUCUAUUGUAAAGAGUGGAGCAAAUGCUUAAAACAAGGCUAACAAGAGUAGAAUAGGGUACGAUCCUUGUUUUAAGAUUGUAAUUCAGAAAAGUAAUAUAAUAAGAAUCAUAGUGCCAUAGAUUUUGGUUCUCAAUUGUAUAGUUCUAUUUGCUGAUACUAUCUCUUGUAAUAUAGCCUUGAUGUUGAGCUGAGAUCCUUACGAGAAUUGAUCUUAAUUUUGUAUUUUUUUUUUUUUUUCUGUAAGGCAAUAGGCCAUGUUAAUGAAACUGAAGGAUAUAUUCUGCUGGGUAUUUUCAAGUGUCAGCUUAAAAUUGGCAAUUGAAUGGAAGCAAAAUUACAAGAAAAGGCAAUCAGUGUCUUCCUUUGUAUAUACUGUAAAGAGGAGGAGACAUGGGUGAUCCCUUUGAAUCAAAAGCUCUCUUUGGAAUGAAUAAUGUGGGUGUUUGUAAAUUCUGGAAAUUUCUUUCUAUUCAUAAUAAACUAGAGACUGUUGAUCUUUUCUUCUCCCCCUUCCCCCACUUCUGUAAGCUUCCUGUUCCUGUUGCCACCAAAAUUUUUUUUCCUGUUGCACACGUUAGGAUCUUUCAUUUCCUGCAUUGUCUCAAGAAAGAUGUAAGACAAGUGAGUACUUGUCUUUCAUUUCUAACCAGAAAUUAAAAUUCCAGAACAUGUUUUUCACGAUGACCAGGACUAUAUGUCACUUUCCUUAAGACUCUUAUCUCAUGUUUUCUGAGAACGUCCAGUGUUACAUUAUUUAACUGAAUGUAAUUUGGUCCAUUGGCCCUGGUGGCUACUGGCCUGGCCAGUAGCCUGGCCACCAGGCUACUGGUGUGUGAUUAGUUAAUAAAAAAAGGGUGCAGAGAGCGCAUCAAAGCAUAAUGACCUGCUAGGGAAACAUCUAGCCAGCAGUGAAAAUGUUAAUCCUUUUCUUGUUUGGAAAGCACACACAUCUUAGAAUUUUUCCUCGUGAAAGAGAAAUGGCAAUGAACGUACUAAAAGAAAUUGCCUACAGAGUUUUGAAUCUUUCGAUCAGGAAACUUCCUAAAAGUUCAGUGAAUUAAGUCUAGUAUCAGACUCCCCUGGAGUCUGUGUGAAUGCUCUAUCAGGAAUCCCCAGCCCUGCUGUUGAGAGGAGCAAGAUUUUCUUUCACUGAAGGGUUGAGCUCCCUGGUUGGGGGAGGGGUUGCCAGGAAGGGGCCAGGGUUGGGGGCCAUCGCAGUGGCUGCUCAUCAACGGGUCAGGGACCCCCCCCCAACCCCCCACUGUACUCAAAAGGGAAUAGAAAUCAGUGGACCCCUUCCCCUGCUGAGGCCCGUGUUACUGUUAAUUCAGCUGGAUGACAGGUACCUCACAGACUCUUGUACAGUGUUCACCAUUGCAGAUUCUAAGCAUUUGCAUGCUCAUCAAUUUAUAAGAUAAAUAGGUCUGUAGUCAUAAGAACCCAUUGUUUUCAAGGAACUUGCUGAAUGGCAUCAUUUCCUAUUAGGAGGGAACACCACUGAUUUUUAAAAUCUGAUAUGAAAGUGUUUUGUUUUUGUACCCUUUCAUAAAAAAGACUUUCUUAGUCAAGCUCUUAUUUUUCAAGUAUUCUGACUCAUACUCUCGCUGGUGUAGGAAGGAAGCAAGCUGUCCCACUCUCUUCCCUUGAGGACAUAAGUGGUCAAGGAGAGAGAUCAGUGAACAAAGUCAGCCCCACCCACUUCCCUAUAAAGGUGGUUAUUUCUCAAGGAACCUAAACUUUGAAUAUGUAUUACCAAGGUACCUCUGCAUGUGGGAUUAUUAACAUAUUUUGGGUGACAACAAGAAAUGAACCGGACUGGAAAAAACAUCUCUUGGUUUCUGUUUCUCUCGUCUGUUUUGUUGAGUCAUGUAGUAUAAAGGUAAGACACUCCUAUUUAAGCUGUUCCUAGUGUGCUGGUACUAUCAAACUUCACCCGUUUACAACUGGAAGUUGCUGGUAUUUAAGGCAAAAACUCAUGCUCUGUCUCCGUGAGGGGUUGACCUUCAGCUGCUAAGUCCUUGUGUUCAGUUCUUAUUUGGGAGACUUGGCUUUUAUCCAUUUCAAAGUAUUUGUAGGCCAGCCAAGGGCUUACAUUAAUGGGACUUCUAGUGGCCUCUAGUUAACCUAUAAGUUAGUGACUUUUUCUUCAUGAGACCAACCUUUCACAGUGUUCUUUCUUAGAGACUUAGGCAGAGUUUUAAAAUUCUCCUUUGUGGAAAGAACAAAUAUGUUCCAUGACUUUGAUGAUAUCUUUAUCCUGGGGGGAAAAAAAAGGUCCUAGAACCAGCUAAAAGUGAAGAGAAUCCAUUAAUGAUCAACCACCUGAGUCAAUAAUGACAAUUCAGUACUGAUGUUACAUUUGUGGCUAUUUCUUGCUAACUUUCAAAGGUCAGGGACUCUCUUGACGAACUGACAUUGACUGCAAAAAAUGAAUUUUCCCAAAAUCAUCUAGCCAAAAGUAGAGAUUUUAAACUUUUUUUUCCCUGAUGCUUGCCUUCUAGCUAUCUUUUAAAUGUGAGAUCUUUAAAGUGUUAAACAGUUUUACUAAACAGUAAGAAACAGUAUUUGACAGUGCUGAAGCCCUGUUUUGUUCAGUCCUGCAUCUUGAAUGCAAUAUACCAUGUAGUUGAAAACGGAUUUUUAUUUACUACGGGUGGUAUCAAAAUGGGGGGAGGAUGGUCAUCAUCCACUGAUGACAGAGCCACAAAAAAUGAGAUGAAUGUGCAGUGUUCCAGCUGCUUUAGCAGAGCUCUAUGGGUCGGCCUGUCACACAGGGAGGCAAUGAAACUAGAAACACUUCACGGAUUGAGACCUUGACUGGGAAAAGGUGAGACCCUCUGGAAGGCAUGGGAAGGAGAAUGGAUCGAGGCCAGAUUGACACUCGAUCCUUUGCGAUGACUUGACAGGAAAGUUACCGUUCCUAGGGCCUCGCAUAUGUUCGUUGGAGUUAAUGCUGCAUUUACAUAGCUUGCUGAGAAAUUCAAAAGGAAGAAGCAUACGCUCCCAGGGAUGUGAGGAAAUAGGACUUUGCCAACAGUAAGAGGAAAGACUUCCAUUCUGUAAGCCUAGUCAUGGAGGGCAAAUAGAGCCUUGUAAUCAGUAGACCAUCGACGGGUUAAACACUUGGAGCCCAUUGGUCAUUUCUAAAGCCAAGCCAGAGAGGAUCAUGAGGGUCCCUCCACAGCUGUAUAUAUAAUCAGUCUCCAGAGGGUGGACAGACAAGGUAUGGGUCAGAUGACAUAUUAGAUUUCUUCCCUACUUGUAACCAGAGCAUCAAAUUAGAUGGUGGGAGGAAGUGGAAUGAUAUUGGAGGUGUUUGACCCUACUUUUAAUGAAUUUAUCAGUAAUCCAGAGCUUAGAAUUAGCUAGUAUGAUUAGAAAAACAUAAGGCAUGGCUGGAGAGCUGUCUUCCUAGUGUGUUGGUGGCAUCUGUGAUGUGUAUACCAAGAGAUCUUGGUGUUAUAGACUUUGGCUAUUUACUUCUGUUUUUUUUGUUGUUGUUAAUUUCCUUAGUGUUGCUCAAGAUGCCAUGUGAUAGGACAAAUUCAGUAAACAGAAAAAUUUGUAUGGACAUCUUUAGUGUUUUUUUUUUUCCUUCUUGUUAGAAUUUGGCUAUUGGCUUAAGAAUGUAGUUCCCUGAACCAUUUUUCUUACAAAGUUCUUUCCUUACACCUCUUGGCUACAGGGUGGGCCAAAU